Messenger RNA from Perca flavescens (yellow perch), 1422 nucleotides. RefSeq lists its product as uncharacterized. Lineage: Eukaryota; Metazoa; Chordata; Actinopteri; Perciformes; Percidae. The record is from RefSeq and is a predicted model, not a curated record. Gene Ontology annotation, cellular component: membrane. The coding region runs from base 49 to 807 and encodes 252 amino acids. The transcript is spliced from 4 exons.
CACCGUUGCGUCGUGCAGUCAGGCAGGAUAACUGGACUGGACUCUGUCAUGUCUCUCUUUGUGAUACUGGGACUGCUGGUCUGCAUAGAGGCACAAGAGCCCAGUGCUGUGACUGCUGUGUUUGUGCAGAAGGGAGAGGAUGUGCUUCUGAAUGUAACAAUAGCUGAUGUUUCUACAAAAGAUAUUGUUUUCUGGAGAUUCAAUAAAACAGGUUAUAUAGUACGAUUUUUAGCUGGAACAGAAACAAUCUUUGGUGAUUACCCUGGAAGGAUUGAGGUGCUUGAGAACUACUCUGUGAAAUUGAAGAAUCUACAAGAGGCAGACAGUGGAGUUUAUACUGCAGUAGUGUCUGGGGGUAAAGAAAAACAAAUAACUGGAUACAAGAUCACAGUUCAAGAUCCAGUGUCUCCAGUUAAACUGUCAGUGGACUCUGUGUCUAACAGAUCAGACUGGUGUAACCUGACAGUGAGCUGCAGAGCACAGGACUCUCACAUCAACAGCACCUUUAGAUGUGACACCCACACCUGCAGUCAGGAGGGAGGAGAGAGACCACAGGUCCCACCCUCUGCUGCUAAUCUCCAUGUCUACCUGUCCAAUGGCUCCAUCAUCUGUAACCAUAGCAACCAGGUCAGCUGGAAAAAGGACACAAUUAAAAAUGUCUGCUCCCGACUUGCUGGUCCAGAGAGUGUCUCUGCUGGUGUCUCUGUGUGCCUGCUGAAGACAGCCGUGUUGUCCGUUGGUCUGAUCAUCAUGGUGGCUGCUGUCAUCACUGUUCACCUCAUGGACAAGCUCAAGAAGCACAAAUAAAAACUUAAAGUUAAAGGUACACUGGCAGCUUUUGACCAUUAAUAGCACUAUGGAGCAGUUUUUUUUUAUGAGUGAGUCCCUGUUUUGUUUGUAUUGUGCAUGCACAAGCCCUCAGAGUGACAUGGUACAUUCCUCCCACUGAUGUCAUGCUGUUCCACUGAUUGACAGUAGGUGGCAGGAACACUCCAGGAAAUGCACCAACAAAGGAGAGGAGGUAGAAUGCUGCAAGCCAGAAAAAGUGGAUGCAAACAAUGUAAGAUUUAAAAAUAUUUGUACAAAAUCUUUGGAAAAUGUAUUUCAACUAAAUUUUUAAAGCUUAAAUGUAUAACUGCAUGUAAAUAUUGUUUAUUUCCAAGAAAACUCCACAGGCCCAUUUUAAGCAAAUGCUGAUGAUACUAGAUUAUCCAUUGAUUAUACCCAAUAAUUACUGUGCUCACUUAGUAAAUAAAAUGAUUGUACGGAGAUGAAGAUACAAGAAUAGCCUUGAUGUAACCCUGAAUGUUAUUAACAAUGUUCUAACAAUAUAUAUGUGUAUGUUUAUAUGUACAGUAUGUUAUUAUAUUUGGUGUACAUACACCAUUAUCCGAGAUUCAUUAAAUAUAUACUCAUCUUAUA